ACUUCUUCAAACAAAAGACAGCCAGUUACUAACUUCUGGUUGCUAGGUGUGGCCUCGGUUCACAUCCUAUAAAAUCAGGAGUUCAACCCUUCCUGUCCAGACUGAAAGCCUCUGAGCAGAGCCUCUCUUCAGCUCCUGGGAAGACAAGAAAAUAAAAGAUACUCCUUUUAAAAUGGCGAUGGUAUCAGAAUUCCUCAAGCAGGCCUGUUUUAUUGAGCAGCAAGAACAGGACUAUUUGCAAGCUGCAAAGUCAUACAAAGGUGGUCCUGGCUCAGCUGUGAGUCCCUAUCCUUCCUUCAACCCCUCAGCGGACGUUGCUGCCUUGCACAAAGCCAUCAUGGUGAAAGGAGUCGAUGAAGCGACCAUCAUUGACAUUCUCACCAAGAGAACCAAUGCUCAGCGCCAGCAGAUCAAGGCAGCAUAUUUGCAGGAGACUGGAAAGGCCCUGGAUGAAACAUUGAGAAAAGCCCUUAAAGGCCACCUGGAGGAGGUUGUCUUGGCUCUGCUAAAAACUCCAGCCCAGUUUGAUGCAGAAGAACUGCGUGCUGCCAUGAAGGGACUUGGAACAGAUGAGGACACUCUCAUUGAGAUUUUGGCAACAAGAAAGAACGCAGAAAUCAGAGAGAUUAACAGAGUCUACAGUGAAGAGCUGAAAAGAGAUCUAGCUAAAGACAUCACCUCAGAUACAUCUGGAGAAUUUCGGAAGGCCCUGCUUGCUCUUGCCAAGGGUGACCGUUGUGAGGAUUUGGGUGUCAAUCAAGAUUUGGCUGAUACAGAUGCCAGGGCUUUGUAUGAAGCUGGAGAAAGACGAAAGGGGACAGAUGUGAACGUUUUCACUACAAUUCUGACCACUAGAAGCUAUCCUCAUCUUCGCAAAGUGUUUCAGAAUUACAGAAAGUACAGUCAACAUGACAUGAACAAAGUUCUGGAUCUGGAACUAAAGGGUGACAUUGAGAAGUGCCUCACAGCCAUUGUGAAGUGUGCCACCAGCACGUCAGCCUUCUUUGCUGAGAAACUUUACGAAGCCAUGAAGGGUGCUGGAACUCGCCAUAAGACAUUGAUCAGGAUUAUGGUCUCCCGUUCAGAAAUCGACAUGAAUACUAUCAAAGCGUUCUACCAGAAGAAGUAUGGAAUCCCUCUUUGCCAAGCCAUCCUGGAUGAAACCAAAGGAGACUAUGAAAAAAUCCUGGUGGCUCUGUGUGAAGGAAACUAGGCAUCCUCGUUGCUCUGAAGCAUGCUGAUAAGAACAACUCUUAGCUGCUGUUUUCCUUCUAUUACAUGGGCUUAAGUAGGAGAGUUGGCUGAGCAGAUAAGUCUAUUUUACCUGCUUUGAAUAAUAUAAACUAUAAAUAAGUUUUACAUCAUACCUUUGUACAAUAGAGAAUACUUGUUUUGUUAAUUAUGUUUAUCCCAAAUUAUAAAUCCCUGUAAGCAAGCCACUUUGAUAACAUUCCUGAGAGAGAAGUUUAUGUGGACUAAAAUAAAACAAUUUUAUAAGAGAA
Molecule: messenger RNA, 1502 nt
Organism: Meriones unguiculatus (Mongolian gerbil)
Lineage: Eukaryota; Metazoa; Chordata; Mammalia; Rodentia; Muridae
Gene: Anxa1
Product: annexin A1
Exons: 13
Coding region: 173-1213 (346 amino acids)
Biological process (GO): positive regulation of vesicle fusion; positive regulation of prostaglandin biosynthetic process; positive regulation of cell migration involved in sprouting angiogenesis
Cellular component (GO): cytoplasm; plasma membrane
Molecular function (GO): calcium ion binding; cadherin binding involved in cell-cell adhesion; calcium-dependent phospholipid binding
Source: RefSeq, a predicted model, not a curated record